CGUACCUGAGAGCUUUACGGAAAGAAAGUUCUUCGACACCGUGGUGAUUUUCACCUUGAGAAUGAGCUCUAAGAAGAAGCUCUAAGUGACUCCAUCAGUUUUCACCCAGGAGAUGUUGCAGUCCACAGAGGAGCACCUGAAUCACACAACUGAGGUGCAUCCACCCGUCAACCUGGAAUUGCUUGACAUGAGCGCCACUACACAUCACAAAUGUUCUUCCGCAGAUAUAGAUGAGCCACUAUUUCAACCCUACCCAUCAGAGCUGGUCUUCCAGAACUUCAGUGCUGGACAGACCUAUAACUUAAAGCUGUACCUCCUCAACAACGACAAGGUUUCACGGCACGUGAAGCUGGAGCAGCAGGACUCCGACUAUUUCAGCGUUGUUGGUCCAAGUGAUGGACGUAGCAACAUUGCACCGGGAAUGUGUGCCAUGUUCAAAGUCUCCUUCACCCCACAUGAUAACAAGGACUACCACCAUAGACUGGUUUGUGUGACGGAGAGGGAAAAGUUUGAGAUUCCAGUCCGGGCCAUUGGGCCACGUGCCAUUCUUGAAUUUCGAGACAAGAUUGACUUGCCAGUCUGUCCCGUGAAAGCUUCAACUGAGAAAACUCAGCUUGUUUCCUAUAUAGGAAACAGCAAGGCCAAGUUCAUGCUCUACACAAAGAGGCCAUUUUCUGUGACACCUGAGUUUGGGACCCUUGAUGUAGGUGAGAGCAUGCAGGUGACUGUGUUUUUCCACCCAAUGGAGGUAGGAGACCACAGGCAGGAUUUGCUGCUGCACUACCACACUGGUGAAAAUGUGUCCAUUAGCCUGUAUGGGUCCUGUGAGGAACUGAACAUCCACCUUAAACCUGACUGCGUCUGGCUGGCAAAUACUUAUAUCUCCCUGACCUCUACACGCACAGUGUCCCUCACCAACAGCGGUGACAUCCCACUUCAGUACCGCUGGACUGUGUGGCCCAGCCAACAUGAGGAGGACCUGAGCUCAUUGAGGGAGGGCUCAGUGCCCGAGCCGAAGGAAGAAGGAGAACCAGAGCUUUUGCAGUGUGAGUCUGACCCCACAGGGAUCCUCCCACUGCAGUCCAGAGCCCUGCAGGAAUGCAGAAGCGUGGGUGCAAAGGAACACCUCUGGACUCUCUCACAUGGCUGCAUAACUGUGGAGCCUGCGGAGGGGGAAAUAUGGCCCAGCAUGACAGCAACAUUCAAUGUCAUCUUCAAGCCUGAGGAGGCCGGACUUUAUCAAGACACCAUAUACCUCGAUGUCACAGGACGUGAAUCACGGUUACCCCUCACAGUCAAGGGUGAAGGCAUGGGACCUCAUCUUGUGCUCAACUAUGACGGGCUGGAUUUAAAAGACAUGUUCAUAGGGGAAAAAUUUCGUCAAGAGUUGUGGUUGUCCAACAAAGGGCCAAUUGACGCCCCUUUUAGGUGGUCAAGUCCUGACAGCACUUUUGGCCGCUGCUUCUCCUUCAGUCCUGAAGAAGGUGUCGUUCCCUCUGGGGCCUGCCAGAUUGUGGAAGUAUCUUUCCGCAGCUCCAUCUCUGGUUCAUUCUCUGAGGUCUUGCUCCUAACUGUGGCAGGACAGCCUCAACCCCUUACCUUCACUGUCAGGGGUUCCGUCAUUUGUCCCACGAUCCACUUCAGUGUUUCAGAGCUGAAUUUUGGGGACGUAGCCUUUGGUUUCCCAGUAACAUUAAUUUGUACCCUCUUCAACUCUUCUUUUGUGUCCGUGAACUUCGCCCUGCGUGUCCUGGGAGACGGGUUGGGUUCUCCUAGCAUUAGCUCAUUCGAACAGGUUUCUGAUGAGUCACGAAAAAAUUGGCAGGGUCAUACUGCUAGAGAUCUUCAUCCAUGCCCUGCAGAGUUCACGGUCAGCCCAGCAGCAGGAUCAGUGCGUAGCGUGUCCGAUGAAGACAUUAAGGUGACGCUGUGUUCCAACACACUCAGGACAUACAGGCUGGCACUGGUGGUGGAUGUUGAAGGGGUCGGGGAGGGAAUUCUGACUCUUCCUAUAAAAGCGAGGUGUGUUGUGCCUCAGAUUGUAGUGGAGACUCCAGUGCUGGAUUUUCAAAGGUGUUUCCUCAAUCACGCCUAUGAACAGCGAGUGCGGCUGACCAACCCCAGCAGUUUGCCUGCCUGCUACGGCAUGCUUGAUCAGGAGGUGGCCUUGUCAUGUAUUGGCCGAGGACCAUUAGUUGACAUCCGCAGCACAGAGCUACACUUUGGAAAAAUUCCCGUUCUGACGGACAUCGCCAAAACCCUGGUCCUGUCAAAUCGGUCACCUGUUCCAGCUCGCUUUACUACUCCAAUGAUCAGAAAGUCUUUUUGGCGUGUUGAGCCCAGGGAGGGGGAGGUGCCACCAGGGAGCCAGGUGGAGCUCAAGGUUGUGGUGCACCUGAAGGACACGAUUCAGUUCAAGGGCAAGUUAGAGGUUUCCAUUCAGGAUAGUCAGACCCUCACUGUCCUCCUGUCUGCCACUGCCACUGGCACUACAAUUGUCAGUGACAGGCCUUUUGGUCCCAGCCUUGACCUAGGCACGCACUUCAGCCAUGAACCAUACCAGUACCACUUCAAGCUCUCCAACCAUGGCAAGAGAGUACACCGGAUGUACUGGAAGAUCGAUACCUCACAGCCCACCACAAAAGCCCACAAAGGCGGCAGCUUGCCCAACCAAAGCUUCCUACCUCCUAUCUCCACUCCUAAACAGAGAGAUGAUCCAAGGCUUGGAUCUUUAGUCCCUUCCAGCAGGGAGAAGUCGGUGGUCAGCCUCAGUCCAUCUCGUCUGGAGCUUUUUCCAGGCUGCUCCGCUGACAUGGUGCUGACAGUGUCUUCAGACUCCCCUAAGGUUGUGCGUGAGCGUCUGGUGUGCUACGCUGUUGUUGGUCAGCAGAGCUGUCAGGAGAAGAUCAUGUCUGUAGAUGUUACUUGUCGCCUUGUGGCUCCACUGCUCAGCAUUUCCUCAAAGUGGCUGAACUUCUAUACAGAGAAGGUCAAAGGAGAGAAUCUGCUGCCCCUAUACGAGAAGCUGAUUUUAAAGAACGUGUCCUCUCUGCCUUUAUCCAUGAAGCUCUCGCUCGUAGAACCUUUCUGUCUGUGUGAGGCCCCAUCAGACCCUACUACAGCUACCACUAAGUCUGUGGUUUUAGGUGACAGAUGUGAGGCUGAGUUGUGGGUAUGCUUUAAUCCAGCUUUCUGUAAUGAUCGAGUGUCACGAAUUGUGGAUGAGUUUCUCAGAGUUAGUUACUUGGGACACCCACAGCAAGACGUGGUGGAGCUGCACGCUGAGGUCCACUACCCCAACCUCGACUUCUCCUCCACCACAGUAGAUUUUGACUGUGUGUUAAACUGCACAAAGACUCACAAAGUAAUCACCAUGACCAACUGCUCCCCGCUGCCCGUAUCAUAUUUCUGGGCUUUUCUGGAUGACCACAGUAACAUCAGAAAGUCAGAGAUGCUGCAAGGAAAAAAGAAGCAGAAACUUCCAGAAGGUCAGACUGAAGAAUGGAGGCCCUUGUCUGCAACUCUCUCACCUGCCGUUUCAGCUCCUCUGAGCCCUGUGCCUGUUGCAGAUGCACACAGCAGCUCACAGUGUCCUGUGCGUGUGAAAGAGAUAUUUGAUAUCUUGCCAAUACGUGGUCAUCUACAACCUGGGGAUCAGCAGGCAGCCACUUUCUCUUUCUAUGGCCACGAAAAUAUCAGCAGAGAGGUGGUCGCAGAGUGCCAUGUAGAGGAGGGGCCUAUAUAUGAAAUCAUUCUCAGAGGACACGCAUCAGAAAUCAGCUACAGCCUUGACCCCACCCAUUUGGACUUUGGUCAGCAGCUUCUUCAUUGUGUAGGGGAAGCUUAUGUGACCCUCACAAAUACUGGCAAGCUGGGCUUUAACUACAGUGUACACCCUGAAAGAGAGGAGGAGGCUUAUGAGAAAGAAGUGAGGCAGAUGAAGGUCUUUGAACAACAGGCCCAGGUCACACCUGGUUGGCCCAUGGUCAUUCCUGCUCAGGGUUACCUUGAUGCUGGUAUGGUACAGGUGCUGCAUGUACUCUACCUUCCGGGUAUCCCUGAGGUGUUUAAGAAGAAGCUUCAGAUGCAGGUGGCAUCCCUACCACUGCAGGAGAUCACUCUGACUGGAGUCGGGGUGUUCCCCAGGAUCAGCCUGGACUUGCCACGAAACCUGCCAGAGGAGUGCUACAGUGAUGUGUUGCAGCAGGCCAGAGCAGCUGUGGAGGCAGAUGGAGUCAAAGAGAUGCUUACAAAUGAAAUUAAUGUCGGGUAUGAAGAGCUGCUUCAGAUGGAAGUUGAUAGAUUGCUGGUCAGAGAAAAUGCUCUUGCUGUGGCCGAUAGCUUGCUGGAGUCUGAAGAACCAAAAGAAUCCUUCAGAAAGUGGAACAAGCUUAUAAAGUUCCAGCUCCCAGAGUAUCUUCUAGAUUUUGGGUUUGUCAUUCCUGGCAGAGUCGUCAGUCACGCUGUCAGAGUCACCAAUAUUGGAUCAAUACCCGUGUCUUUCCACGCCAUUAGCAAACAUCUUGGGAGCACAGGUUUCACAGUAGACUCUGAGAGCCCGAAGAAUCAGCCCCAAGAGAUGACGCGGACAUUGACAGUUAAAUUUGACCCUAAAGGAGCCAACCUGAACUUGGGGUAUAAAAGCGCUGUCCUCCCAAUCCAGGUCACAGAUGGUCCAGUGGUGCACGUGCGACUGUGUGCAGUGCCAUGCCAGCUGUCACCGUGUCCAGCGAUACCGUUCAGUUUGACACUUUGCAGUGCAGCAUGUGUCAGGUGAAGAUGAUUCAGCUCCUGAACCAGGAGUCUGUGCCGUGUCACUGGAGCAUAGCUGAGGAGGUUAAGCCUUGGAAAAAGGUCAAUAAGUUCCUGCCUCUCUACAA
Molecule: messenger RNA, 4880 nt
Organism: Archocentrus centrarchus (flier cichlid)
Lineage: Eukaryota; Metazoa; Chordata; Actinopteri; Cichliformes; Cichlidae
Product: hydrocephalus-inducing protein-like
Exons: 34
Coding region: 113-4777 (1554 amino acids)
Biological process (GO): axonemal central apparatus assembly; cilium movement
Cellular component (GO): axoneme
Source: RefSeq, a predicted model, not a curated record